Neltuma alba is the source of this 826-nucleotide messenger RNA. RefSeq lists its product as uncharacterized. NCBI's taxonomy places the organism in Eukaryota, Viridiplantae, Streptophyta, Magnoliopsida, Fabales, Fabaceae. The transcript has 6 exons. The coding region runs from base 1 to 714 and encodes 237 amino acids. The record is from RefSeq and is a predicted model, not a curated record.
AUGUUAUGGUAUUCCACUGGCUUCACCAGUGUGCAUGGGGACAAGCCAUCUGCUGAGUAUGCAAAGCUUAGGAGAGAAUCAUUAGAAAGUGAAUUUGGGCUUGCUCUUGGAACUUAUGGCUCCAAAACUUUCUCCACUGUCUAUCGUUUUGGCCCAUUUCUGGCUUUGUACAGGGCAGCUAUUAUUUCAUUUCAUGUGUUCAGGCUAGCAUUUUGGCAGCUUUUUGUUCAAGACAUAGAAAAGCGUGCAAUCAAGUUUCGCAAAACUCUAAUACGCUUGGGUCCCUUCUACGUUAAGCUUGGCCAGGCUUUGAGCACGAGGCCUGACAUACUACCAACUAUAUACUGCCAAGAACUUGCUAAGCUACAGGAUCAAAUACCCCCAUUUUCAACUCAUAUUGCCAUUAGAUCUAUAGAAACCCAGCUAGGUGCCCCUGUUUCCGAGAUCUUUAGUGACAUUAGCCCAGAGCCUAUUGCAGCAGCAUCCUUAGGGCAAGUUUAUAAAGCUCACCUGCAUUCUGGAGAGCUAGUGGCUGUAAAAGUACAGAGACCUGGUAUGUCACUUUCAUUAACCCUCGAUGCCUUGUUGUUCCAUAUGAUUGGUGGUCAACUAAAGCGAUUUGCCAAGGCUCGUAGAGAUCUUAUUGUAGCAGUGAAUGAGAUAGUGAGUACCUUCACUCCAGAGUACUCAGACAUCUUGGUUGCUUUUGUAUGACAUGUUUUCACUUAUCAAAACCAACAUUAAAAUUCCACUUCUAAAUAUAACUUAUUAUCACCCAACUCCUAUCUAGACCCUCGUUUGUUUAAAUUGAAUUUGUGUUAGACAA